CCAAGUAGAUCAAGGUUUGUCCUUUCAUACAAAUUAAAUUGUAUAACAUCCAGGAAGUUACAGAUCAUAAAUCUAGAAGGUUAAAAGCAGGCCCUCUGCCCCCCUCGACAAAACCAUCUUCACUACCAGCCAGUCUACAAUUCCUCUCUCUCUCUCUCUCUCUCUGGGGUUAAGUUUCCUGCAAAAAUGGAGCCUGAUCAUGAUCAUCAGCCACCCCAAGAAAAUCUGGACCAGGUGAUCAGUUCAGAUCAUGAGCGAGGGGCAACCCAAGGCAAGUCCUAUGACUGCACCUUUUGCAGGAGAGGCUUCUCUAAUGCGCAAGCCUUAGGAGGGCACAUGAACAUCCACCGAAAAGAAAAGGCCAAGCACAAGAGAUUCUCGAAUAUUGAUGAUCAAUCUCAACCAUCUUCGGACAUCCCAAGGGUCUUUCCCUCGUAUCCUCCAAUACCUGCGACUUCUUCCUCUUGGCUAUUCGAAGCCAAUAAGCCUAGUGACGUCGAGAGUAGCACAGUAAAAUGGCCUACGAGCAGGGAUGAAACCCAUGUCGGUGAAGUCAAGCAACUUCGUCUAUUUGUCGAAGCAUCAUCAGACAAAGACCAAUUUCAUCGGAAAACUGAAGAAAAGGGUUUGUCAUCUACCUAUGACUUGUCUGGUUCGAAGAUAGACCUUGAGCUUAGACUGGGGCCUGAGCCUGAUCAGGACCCAUCAACAGCAACUGGUACUAAAAAGUUCUUCUGAAUUUCCAACAUAUAUAUAUAUAUAUCAUGGUAAUUAUUAUUUUGCAUCUUACCGUAAAACAUGUUUUCAAGUUAAUUUUCUCGAUUUAAACCUCCGCGUUCACAUAUGUAAUUUUCAUAAUUUUAUGGCAUUUUGGUGGUGUAAUUUAAUUAAGCCCAGCUUGUACGGUACGGAUUAGGGUUGAACAGGGCUGUUCCUGAGGAUAUAUCUGUUAUACAUAUAUAUAUAAACCGUAGAAAGCAUUUAAAAGUC
This is a messenger RNA of Alnus glutinosa, 990 nucleotides long. RefSeq names its product transcriptional regulator TAC1-like. The transcript has a single exon. NCBI's taxonomy places the organism in Eukaryota, Viridiplantae, Streptophyta, Magnoliopsida, Fagales, Betulaceae. The coding region runs from base 187 to 738 and encodes 183 amino acids. The record is from RefSeq and is a predicted model, not a curated record.